AUGCACGAUCCCCUGAGCAACCUUCUCCAGUGCGCUAGAGUGCCUCGGAGAGACACCUUCUUGGAAACCUGUACCUCAGAGGUUGGAUUUCUGGCAACAUCCAACUGCGUGUACCUCAGUGAUUUCUCUGCCAUUCAGGGAGCCAAGGCUGUUCCCUCCAACAAGAUGUGGAUCUCAGCCCUAAGACGAGUAUGGACAGAUGAAAACAAAAUAAAAGUGACUUUUUCAAAGUUAGACCAAGUUUUAGGCCAAUUUAUGGUAUACAGAACAAGUGUACUAAAUGCUCGAUUUCCGGUAGAUUGGGUACAUCUAUACAUUAAACAAACUUACACAGAUUUUCUUGCACAAUCCUGGGGAACUGUGUGUAGUACGUUUUAUGCUGGAUCUGCAAGUGUUUUUCUAGAUAUGAAUGUCCUCACACCUGCCACUUGGACUGCUCAUGUAUUGGGCCAUAGUGUGGGAAUGAACCAUGAUGCAGAAUAUUGCCAGUGUAAGGGUAGGCACAAUUGCAUCAUGGGCACUGGACGAACUGGGUUUAGUAAUUGUAGUUAUGCUGAGUUUUUUGCACACGUCUAUUCAGGAGCAAAGUGUCUAACUAAUAUCCCAGGACUAGGCUUUGUGGUUAAGAGAUGUGGGAACAAAAUUGUGGAAGAGGAUGAGGAAUGUGACUGCGGUUCAGGAGAGGACUGUAAAACAGACCAGUGUUGUCAACCAGAUUGUAAAUUCAAACAAGGUGCCAAUUGUAGCACUGGACUUUGCUGUCAUAACUGUCACUUUCGUCCAUCUGGAUACAUGUGUCGGAAGGAGGAAAAUGAUUGUGACCUCGCAGAGUACUGCAGUGGGACCUCAGGACUCUGCCCAAGUGACACUUACAAGCAGGAUGGAACCCCUUGCAAGUACGAAGCCCGUUGUGUCAAAAAGGGCUGCCAGGCCAGAUAUAUGCAGUGUCAAAGCAUUUUUGGACCUGAUGCCAGGGAGGCUCCUCUUCAGUGCUAUGAUGUCCUUAAUGUAAUAGGUGACCAGUAUGGGAACUGUGGUGCUUCAGGAGUCCGUGAAUAUCGGAAGUGUACCAGGAAAAAUAUAUUAUGUGGCAGGAUACAGUGUAUAAAUGUCAACACCAUCCCUGAUAUGCCAGAUCAUACUCUUCUAAUUUCCACUCAUCUGCAGGAGGAAAACCUCAUGUGCUGGGGCAUAGGCUACCAUUUGUCCAUGGUAGCUAUGGGGAUACCUGACCUGGGAGUGGUAAAUGAUGGGACCUCCUGUGGUACGGACAAGAUAUGUUUUAAUAGAAAUUGCGUGAAUAGCUCAGUCCUGAAGUUUGACUGUUUGCCUGACAAGUGCAACCACCGAGGCGUUUGCAACAAUAAGAAAAACUGCCACUGCAUGUAUGGCUGGGCCCCUCCCUUCUGUGAGGAGGUAGGGUAUGGAGGAAGCAUUGACAGUGGGCCACCAGGACCUCUAAAACAGGGGGUGCCCACCUCAAUUCAGGUCGUGUCCCUUUCGUUAGUACGCCUUAUUUUGUUAAUUAUCUCAGUGAUUGUUGUGUUUUUCAGGAAAAUCUUAGGAAAGUAUAAACCCAAAGAGAAAGAAACACCACGAAUUAACACUGGAGUAGAAAAAUUCAAGGCAAAAAAUGUCAAGAAACCAAAAAAUAAUCAGGCAAUGCACAGUCACUCUGUAACCCAGGGUCAUAAACUGAACGAGGUUCUCAUUUAUCCUAACAGCUCUUCCUUCUUC
This is a messenger RNA of Vicugna pacos (alpaca), 1737 nucleotides long. It is a transcript of the gene ADAM30, whose product is annotated as ADAM metallopeptidase domain 30. Gene Ontology annotation, molecular function: metalloendopeptidase activity. NCBI's taxonomy places the organism in Eukaryota, Metazoa, Chordata, Mammalia, Artiodactyla, Camelidae. Gene Ontology annotation, biological process: male gonad development; proteolysis. The record is from RefSeq and is a predicted model, not a curated record. Gene Ontology annotation, cellular component: sperm head plasma membrane; external side of plasma membrane; plasma membrane.